Molecule: messenger RNA, 5149 nt
Organism: Conger conger (European conger)
Lineage: Eukaryota; Metazoa; Chordata; Actinopteri; Anguilliformes; Congridae
Product: mitochondrial adenyl nucleotide antiporter SLC25A23-like
Exons: 12
Coding region: 660-2138 (492 amino acids)
Biological process (GO): transmembrane transport
Molecular function (GO): calcium ion binding; ATP transmembrane transporter activity
Source: RefSeq, a predicted model, not a curated record
UUAAUAUUAGCUGCAGGCUACCACACUACUCCACUAUUUAUUCAUUAAAAUUAUAUCAAAAAGGUCCAGUAGAAACGCCGUGACGUCCACUGAAUAAAUAACACACAUUUAUGUUAGCUGACCAACAGCUAACACAGCGCAGACGCGAGUGCACAUUCUUCGUCGCCUUAGUUUCUCGAGGCUUGCUAACGUCGUUAGCUGAAAUAUUUUGAGGAAAAAGUAGCCUGCAGAGAAUGGAGGGGUAAAUUCUACCUUCUAUUGGAUCGAUAAACAUGGUAAAACUCCGAUGGGAUUAAGUAUGAUCCACAAUAUAUCGACAAGCUAGCUGGCUAACUAUAAUUGUAUUACUACAGAUACGCUUGUUCGCUAACGUUACAGUGCAAAGCAAAUGCACAAUUUCGAGCUCACGUUAUGUCAUAUUCAAACUGACGCACGCUAUGUAUGAAACUCGACGCCCAACAGCCUACGUAAAUGUGCUGUCAAAUGCUACAGCUGCUUGUUGAAAUGCGACGACUGGACAUGCAUUAUGGAAGCUCCCCUGUCUUGAAGAUGUAAUUUCUCAUAAAUGAGAAAAACUGAAAGCUGGUGUCAACCGGACAGUGUGCGUUCUGCAGCGUAAAGGUUUAUUUAUAUUCACUAGUGUUGCAACACGCGCGCGCAUGGGUGACCCCCUGAAUCGACACUGGCCUGCUUGGACUCGGGCACGAUGUCAGAACAACGGUGUCGACCCAGGGAGAGAAAAACGGUAUGCUGAACUGUUCGAGCAACUGGAUCUGAACAAGGACGGAAGGAUAGACGUGUACGAGCUGCGAACAUGGAUGACAGCCCGGGGGCACUCCAAGAGCGCCGUAGAGGAGCAGAUUGUGCGGGAGGGCGACACCAACAAGGACGGCCAGCUGGACUUCGAGGAGUUCACCCGUUACCUGCGCGCACACGAGAAGGCGCUCCGUCUCAUGUUCCGAAGCCUGGACCGCAACAACGACGGUGAAAUUGACAUGGCAGAGAUCCAGCAGUCCCUGCAAAACCUGGGCGUGGAAGUCUCCAAGGCUCAGGCUGCAAGGAUUAUGAAGAGCAUAGACAAGGACGGCACCAUGACCAUCGACUGGAACGAGUGGCGCGAUCACUUCCUCUUCAACCCCAUCCACAACAUGGAGGACAUCGCCCGCUACUGGAAGCACUCGUUUAUGCUGGACAUCGGUGAGAACCUGGUGGUGCCGGAUGACUUCACGGAGGAGGAGAAGCAGUCGGGCGCGGUGUGGCGGCACCUGAUGGCGGGGGCGAUGGCGGGCUCGGUGUCGCGCACGGGCACCGCCCCGCUGGACCGGGUCAAGGUGUUCCUGCAGUGCAGUGUGGACGUGCCGCAGGUGUACGGCGCGGGCGCGGGCGCGGGGGGCAGGAUGCGGCUCUGGAGCGGCCUGCGCGGGAUGGUGGGCGAGGGCGGCGCCGCCGCGCUCUGGAGGGGCAACGGCAUCAACGUGCUGAAGAUCGCCCCGGAGACCGCCAUCAAGUUCAUGGCCUACGAGCAGAUUAAGAAGAUGAUCAGAGGCAGUAAGGAGGGUGCGUCCCUGCGGCUGCAGGAGAGGUUUCUCGCGGGGUCCCUGGCCGGAGCCACUGCUCAGACCGCCAUCUACCCCCUGGAGGUGCUGAAGACUCGCUUGACCCUGCGCAAGACGGGACAGUAUUCGGGCCUGACAGACUGCGCCUGGCAGAUCCUCCAGAAGGAGGGGGUGGGGGCGUUCUACAAGGGCUACCUGCCCAACGUUCUGGGCAUCAUUCCAUACGCGGGCAUCGACCUGGCGGUCUACGAGACGCUGAAGAACGCCUGGCUGCUACAGUACGGCGAAAGUUCGCCCGACCCCGGCGUUCUGGUGCUGGUGGGUUGUGGCACGUUAUCCAGCACCUGUGGCCAGGUGGCCAGCUACCCGCUGGCUCUGAUCCGAACCCGCAUGCAGGCGCAGGCCUCCUUGGUUGGAAGCCCGCAGUUGUCCAUGCUGGGCCAGCUAAAGUUCAUCGUGUCCCAGGAGGGGGUACAGGGACUGUACCGGGGGAUCGUCCCAAACUUCCUGAAGGUUGUCCCGGCGGUCAGCCUGUCCUACGUGGUGUACGAGAACAUGAGGAGGGCCCUGGGAGCCUCCUGAUGGGAAGUGGGGAACUGGCGCCAUCUAGAGGACGCUCUGUGGAACAGCGAGGAGGAGGGCGGGGGGGCGGACCUCGCUGGGAAAUGGUGGAUGAGGAGGCUGAGAGGGGCAGAAGGAAGGAGUUAUGGAGAGCUACAGAGAGACGGCAAGCUGGAGGGCCAACUAUAAAAGUAAAAAGACAGUAUUUUUUAUUGCAAAUGUGUUGGGGCGAACAACGAGCUGUGGAGAUGAACAACGCACACUGGAGAACUCCCAGGUCAAGACAAAGUGUGGGAAAUGGUGCAAGAGGUCGUGUUUCAUGACCAUGUUUUAUCGAUCCAUUUUACUGGAUUUGUGUUUAUGCAAAUAUUUAUUUUUCCAGGUUUUAGUCCGACAGUGGUAUUUCAACUUUUAGAUUUUUUUGACCAUUUUAGGUAGCGUUACCAGCCACGGUCUGCCGAAAUGCCUCGAUAAAUUAAAAGCCCAUUCUAUUUGUGCUUGAGAACCAGGAAGAGAAACAGGCAAAAGGUGCUCUCAAAACUUUGCAUGAAUGAAGACGUCUGUGUCAUGACCUGCUGAUAAUACCAUCACAUAUUGAUUCACAUACAGUUUGUAUAUAUAGAAGUAUGUAAUGAUUUUAUGAAAGAUAAAAAGCUGAAUGAUAAUACCUGCUUGGCCUUCUGGGCCGUACUAGAUCAGAUGAAGCUUUUUAUUUCUGUGUGCACGGAAAGGUGGGAACUCUUUAAGCCAAGACAGAAACAGUACGUGGUUACAAAUGUCACAAAGCCAUUCAGCUCUGGUGGAGUGAUGGUGCUUAAUCGCAGGCUAGGGUAAGAUUACUAAAUACGUGACUGUGACUUCAGGAAUGCAACUGCAAGGAUGUGGCCAAAAAAAGAAAGUUACAGCAUUUGUAAUGUGAAGCAACGACAGCUGUGCGUCUGGUUUUUCUCGCAAGUGAAAAUGUAUUUUUAACCAGGUGCGGAGAAGCAGGCUUUCGCUUCGAAAGGCACCUUGUCGAAUUGAAUCGAGCAACAUCGAAUUGAAUCUGUCUGCGCACUGCUGCAAGUCUGAAGGCCAGGCGGCCACUUCAAGCCCAUCCCAGGAGUGACUGGGGGGUCACUGCCCCGGUAUGAAAACAUUAUUUCGAAAGUUAAUUUGUCAGGUGUGCGAAGUCUUCCUGGCUUUGCUUUGCAUCUGAAGGCAGCAGCUUACCCAUCACAGUUCUCAGCCGUGUGGCUGGCGUUGAACGAGCUGGUCUUUGGGAAAAAUUGUUUAUCUGCAAUCACAAAGGGUUGUUGUACCUGCACUGCAACAAAAAAAAAAAAGAGUCACUUUUGAAGUAAAUCUCAUUUCAAGAUUUGCUCGUGGAAUAAGUUUCAAAUUUCACUCGUCAAGCCAUCAUGAACCAAAAACAAGCUAAUAUUUCUACUUGAGAGAAAUACAAAUAAAAUAUUGUGGCAGUUUCACAGACUCUUGAUUCUCCAUACAAAACUCAAGUUUUUAGUCCAGGACUAAGAUUAAUCUGUGUCUGUGAAUCCUGCCCCUUAAAUUUUAUUACAAGACUGAGAUUCUAAAGACAGUCAAGUGAAGUGUGGCAUUUAUCUACCGGAGAGACCGGUUACAAGCACAUCUGCCGAACGGAAGCAUCCCCACCUCUGCAAUAAAAACCAACGUAGUAUGCCAUUUUAUAUGAACGCAUUAAUGCACUAAUGCAGUCUGAUGCAAGAGCUAAACUUCAUUGACCAGACCUCCUUGUCUAAGCUGAGAGGCUUCACUGCUGUCAGGGGCACAAUCAACUUUUUAACUGAAAUCAACUGCCGUUUUUUCAAUACUUGUACAUGCGGGCGUCUGUACCGACUGAACAUAUAUUGCCGUGACUGUUAUGUUUGUAAUGUGUCCUCACGGUUGUAUAAAAAAUACAUAUAUUGCUUGGUUUUAUAGUCGAGGAUGGCUGAACGCAUGGUGUUAAGAGAUGUGCCUCCAAAGCAUUUGUUACGUAAGAGAAUGAUAGUUGUCAAAAAUAGGUAUUGCUGUUUCAAUUACUGCCCCUUGUUGUACGUAGUCUGUCCUGAUUGACAUGUACAUCUCUACUAUGUAUCAUAUAUUUUAUAUUAUAUAUUGAUCAGUAGUAUGUCAGUUGUCAGCACUUCCAUCGGGUAUUGCCUUGGCACAGAAGCAACACCGCCAUCGGCCGUAUUGCGAUACUUAACAAAAUAAUUAACUUUGGCUCAACAAAAAGGAAAUGACAUCGUCGAGGGUAUGAUAUUGUUGGUCAUAAUGGGCUGUUCUGCAAUAAGACAGGAGGAGGAGAGAGGAUGUCUAUCUCAGGGGCCAUUUCAAUGGAUAUAUGGAUUUAUUUAGCAAUGUGGCUGUAAUUAUCCUUACAGGAAGCCGGUACGGGUAUAACGCAGUACCACAUCCCAGAGGUUGUUGGCACGGCGGGGAUACAGGACAGCCCUGGUCCUGGUGAGCCACAGGGUAUGCUGGUUUUUGUUGUUACUCAGCACUUAAUUUACCAAUGAAUGCAGUCGUUUACAGAGUUAACACGUUGUUUCCUGGGUCUGAAUCGGUUGCUGGUUUUAAGGUGAAAACGAAAACGAGCACACCCUGCAGCUCUCCGGGACCAGGAUUGCCGAGCCCUGCACUAUAGCAUUUUCUUCUUCUUUUUUUUUUACAAUCGUAGGCUGACAUUGUCUAACUGUUAUGUUUGUAUUAUUGCAUCUGAAUAAUACAAACUGUUUAGGGUUAUUUUGUCAUCAUUAUGUGGUAUAAAAACAAGGUUUUGUGCAACUUAUAAGCUAUGUUGAGUUAUAGUCAUGUAUGUCAUCAAACUCAUGAAUGUACCUUAGUUAUUUAGCUUUCUUUAAGAGAGCCAUAAUUCUAAUGCCAUUUUCAGCUGCUGUAUUGUCAUCGGGAAUUUCCCUUAAAAAGUUAUACGUUAUUGUUUGUUGCACUGGAAUGCUGAAUUAUAUUUUUGGGGCUUGCUUGCAAAGUUCUGUUAAUGAAAAAAUAAAUGUAUUUAUUUUACAAUA